GAUGGGGAGGGGCUGGUGAAGUUCGUCGGGUGGGUGAAGUCGUCGAAGGGGAACUUGACGACGAUGGUGAGGAUGAAGAUUAAGUUCAAGAAUCAGGUCGAGGUUCAGAACAGGGGAGCUGUCAGGCAGGUGGAGAUGAUCAACAAGGAGCGCAUGACCAUCGGCCAAACGAACGAGCGCCACCAAAUCCUCGGCCGAGUCCAACUCUUCACCGAAUCCCCUCUCCAAAUCCAGUCCUCCACCGUCAACGCCAUCGGCGGCGCCACAUUCCAAAAGACGAGGUUAACUCACCAGCUUCAGAUGCUCCUCAACCUCAACGACAACCAGGUCGUCACCUCCAGCGCCCUCACCGAUCGCCAGGACGCCGAGGGCUCUGCGCUUAUGCACGACAGCUCUCCCGUCUGGGGCAGCGGCAGCACGAAAUCUUACUACAAGUAUCGGGCCGACGGAACGUGUUACCUGAGGACGGUGAAUACAGCCGGAGGAGUCGUGACGACGGAUAAUGCGAGCCCGUCGUGCUCCGCCGUGGCUGAGAUUUAGGUAGGAAUUUUUUUUUAUCCUUUUUCUUUUGAGGUUGAAGAUGUACGUUAGUUUUGGUUUUGUAGUUUUGUGGAGUAUAUUUGUGUUGGGAAGAAUAACAAGGGGGAUGGGUACUACGGAGUUGCUCCUCAUGCUUUUGCUUUGAAAGUUUUGGAGGGGUGAGUUUUGUGUUUUUGGGGUAUUAAUAAGGUUGGAGAUGUAUUUGUGUAUUAGAUACUUGCUUAUUCA
This is a messenger RNA of Asparagus officinalis (garden asparagus), 768 nucleotides long. RefSeq lists its product as uncharacterized. Bases 64 to 540 code for a protein of 158 amino acids. Gene Ontology annotation, cellular component: vacuole. Lineage: Eukaryota; Viridiplantae; Streptophyta; Magnoliopsida; Asparagales; Asparagaceae. The transcript has 2 exons. The record is from RefSeq and is a predicted model, not a curated record.